Lactuca sativa (garden lettuce) is the source of this 912-nucleotide messenger RNA. The record is from RefSeq and is a predicted model, not a curated record. NCBI's taxonomy places the organism in Eukaryota, Viridiplantae, Streptophyta, Magnoliopsida, Asterales, Asteraceae.
AUGGAUGUCCAUCAUCGUAUAAAUUUCGCUUAUAACGAUAUGAUUACUCAUGAUGCAAGGAUUGCAAAGUUAGAGCUAUAUAAUCAAACCUCAAGAAACGAGGAGCGCACAGGAGGUCUUGAGCAGAGAACUCAAGAACUUGAGGAGCAAGUGGUUAAUGUCACUAAUGUGAUAGGUCAUCACUUGGGUUUCUGGUGGAUAGAAAAGAUAGAGUCCAUCUUUCAAAUAAGCUUUUGUCCAGACGAUUGUAAAGUACGAUUUGCAACAUGUACUUUCGCAGAUGUAACACUUACAUGGUGGAAUAGCCAUGUGAAUACAAUGGGAAUUGAUACUGCAAAUUUCAUGAAAUGGGAAGAGCUAAAAAUGAUGCUAGUAGAGGAGUAUUGUCCUAGGGAGGAAAUACAUAAGUUGGAACAAGAAUUGUCGACCCUAACCAUGAAGGGUUUAGAGAUAAAAGCUUAUACUGCUAGAUUUAAUGAUCUUGCAGUAACGUGUCCAUCAUUUGUAAUCCCUGAAUAUAAGAAGAUUGAGCAAUAUAUCUGGGGUUUAGCAUCGCAAAUCAAAGGCAUGGUGAUCGCAUCAAAUCCUACAACCUAUGACAGCACCAAGAGAAUAGCUCAUCAGCUAGCCCUCACAGAGAUCCAAGGAACAGUAGUGGUCUCAAAAGCUGAAUCUCCCAAAUAUAAAACAAACAAGCGCAAGUUUAAUGGGAAGAAUCCCAAACAAUCAUUUGAGAAAAGAAAAGAAGUGGCAACCAAUUAUGCAGCCACAACAGCAGUACCCACACAACCAAAAUCUUCAUGGUGCAAUCAGUGCAACCAUCAUCAUCCAGGUGACUGUUUUGUUUGCACGAAGUGCAAGAAGAAUGGGCAUACAACUAGUUACUGCAAAUAUUGGAACAGGCCGUGGUAA